Messenger RNA from Xyrauchen texanus (razorback sucker), 1418 nucleotides. Its product is annotated as protein ZNF365-like. The coding region runs from base 354 to 1418 and encodes 354 amino acids. The record is from RefSeq and is a predicted model, not a curated record. Lineage: Eukaryota; Metazoa; Chordata; Actinopteri; Cypriniformes; Catostomidae. Gene Ontology annotation, cellular component: centriolar satellite. The transcript is spliced from 5 exons. Gene Ontology annotation, biological process: regulation of neuron projection development; regulation of DNA strand resection involved in replication fork processing; regulation of double-strand break repair via homologous recombination.
AUCAAAUCUGUUCAGUGGUUACUGAAUCAUUUUAGAUCGAUUGUAAUUUAACACAUGAAUUUAUGACAUCUUGCAAGCCUUUUACAUACGAAUAUUGCAUUCAGCCUCCCUUAAAAAGAAAUCAAUGUCACCUCUCGCUGCUGUCAGGCUAUUCCUGACAACGAGAUGACUUCAUACAUCUAGAUAUAUUUGUACUGUAUCUGAAGCCAAUAGGGUUCGGGAAAAAAUAUCAAGCAACAGAUAAUCCGAACGAUCAAGAGUUUGAUCAAAGGUUACAAUACAAAAUCCCAGCAGCACGCGCCAACAUUGACACUGGACCUCGUCCAUUAAGGUUAUCAGCAGAAUAACCUGUCAUGCUGCAGAAAGUGUGCACACGCAACACAAAGUUGUCUGUGAAGAAUGGUCAGGUGUGUGGAGCCGGGGGCCCUCCAGAGUAUCCAUUACACUGCCCACAAUGUGGAGAGCAUGAACGUUUUCAGACUGUAGCCACUCUCAGAGCUCACCUUGAGUACAGCCACCCAUACCACACUAACCAUGACAUCAGCCUCCUGUACAAAAGAGAUCACUGUAAUAUGGACCACAUGGAAGGCUCCAGUUCUGACAUACAUAAAGUAUGUUAUGCUGGCACAAAUACUAGCUCAAACUCAAAUGGGAGUGGAGAGCACAAGCUCAUGUUCAACGCCGACCCGAUUCCAGAAUUGUGCCUUGAGCCAAAGCUGACAUCCCCGGAGAGGAGCAUCAGUGGUGGAGCAGCAUCAACUGGUGUGGGGUCCCUUUCGGCUCCAGUGGUGUCCGUGAAAAAGAGACUAGAUGGGAUGAUGAGGACAGCCAAUCACAGUAUGGAACAAUGUCUUCAGCGGCUCAGCUCAGAGUUGGCUCAGACUGACACGGCCAUACUGUGUGAGCGCGCUCACUCGCAUCACCUGGCCCAGGAAAAAAAGGAAGUGCUGAAGCGAGAACGGGCGCUCAGCAGACAGGUAGACACCGCAGUCAUGGUGAUCGCCACACUGAGGCAACAGCUCAGCAUCUCGGAACAUGAACUGGAGAGGAGGGAACAGGAAGUCAUUACCAUUCAGAAAUUUCUGGAAGCAGCAGCUCAGCAUGAGUUAUGUGGGAAGGUGCGUUUGCGACGGUUCAUUGAGGGCCUCCUGCGGCGGAUUUCACUGGCCGAGAGACUACUGGAAUAUUAUCAGAGCGUCCCACACAGGCAUUGUUGCACAGCUCACCCUGUGCCCAUCUCACCUGAGCUUGGUCCGCAGAGAAUAACCCAAAGCAGGUCUUCAGGAGAGUAUUUUGAGCAAGAUGAGAAGCAGCAGCUACAUGGUCAGUCUGGAUGGGGACUAUCCAAAGCAACUGGGAGCAGACUGGGUUAUGAGAGCUGGCACCAGUGGAGGAGGUCAGAUGGGUAUGAGGUUUAG